UUUUUCUUCACAUUCCUCCAUUCACUCUCAUUCACUUCCUGUCAAAACAGUAAAAAACAAAAAAUUAUCCAGAUAGAAAUAAAACAACAAUGUUGACAUAUGCUGAGCAAACGGAGAAUAAGCCCGUCGUUAUGAUCGUCGGCGGUGGUCUUGGCGGUUUGAUGUUGGGUAUUCUUCUAGAGCGAAUCAAUGUCCCAUAUCAUAUUUUCGAACGCGCAACCGAGAUCAAGCCUCUUGGAUCGGCCAUGUCCUUAAGUGUCAACAUCAUGCCCGUGUUCGAACAACUUGGUCUGCUGGAUGAGUUGUUGUCCUUCUCAGUUUCGUAUAACAACUCGACCAUGUAUGAUCACAAGCUCAAUGUACUUGGUACUGUCAGCAUGAAAGAUCAAAAGCAAAUCUGUGGGUAUGACAAGGUGAUUUUCGCCCGUCCAAAGCUGCAUGCAAUGAUGCUCCGUCAGAUCCCAACAGAUAAAAUCACCUUCGGCAAGCGAGUCUUGAGGACUGAAGAAAUAGAUAAUAAGGUCUUGAUCCAUUGUUCAGAUAACUCAACAUAUUCGGGUGAUAUCUUAGUUGGCGCCGAUGGAGCCUACAGUUCAGUGCGUCAAUCACUUUACAAACACCUUUUAGAGCAAGGGAUCUUGCCCAAGUCAGACUCGGAGAAUUUGUCGCUAGGUUAUAACUGUAUGGUGGGCGUCACGGAUCCUUUAGAUCCCGAGAAAUAUCCUCAGCUCAAGGAUGAUUUCGCACACUUUACAGCCAUUCUUGGAAAGCAACGCCUCAGCUGGGGUGUGGUGAAUGUGCCUGGCAAUCAAAUCUGCUGGAUUUUGUUGGUUCAAUUCGACAAUGCAGAUGAUGCGGCAGAGCAAAGAUUCCGUAACUCGGAAUGGGGGCCAGAGUCCACAGAUGCGAUGGUCAAGGAGUUUCGCGAUGCUUUGAACCCUUAUGGUGGUACCAUGGGUGAGCUCAUCGAUGCUACCCCCAAAGAGAGACAAUCUAAAGUCUUUUUGGAGGAGAAAUUGUUUGAAACUUGGUUCCAUGGCCGUACAGUCCUUGUGGGAGAUGCAUGUCAUAAGAUGAUCCCUGCUGCUGGUCAAGGCGCUAUCAAUGCAAUGCAGGACGCAGUUAUUCUUGCCAAUUGCUUCUACGAUAUGCCCGAUGCCAGCUUGAAGAGCAUUACGGCUGCUUUCCAGGACUAUUUCGAUCAACGCUAUGAGCAUGCAAAGAUGCAGAUCGACAUCAGCAAGUUUUUGGGCAAGGUCUUUGCUGGCCAGUCAUUCUUUGAGCGAAUUUUCCGUAAAAUGAUCUUGAAUUAUAUCCCAGAUUGGAUGAAUGCUCGCAAUAACAUCAAGGUUGCAUCCUAUCGUCCUCAAAUCACUUGGAUGCCUUUUGCACCCAAUCGCGGCACAGGUCCUAUUCUUCCUCAGAAACCCUGCAAGCGGUAUCAGAAAGAGCAGGCAAGGAGGGCUGAGGCCCAGGGUUCUAUCCCAAAUACAAUAUCAUCCACCACUUCGGCCUCAGUGGUUUAAAAAAAAAAAACAAUUAUUAAUCUACAUCGCAUGC
This is a messenger RNA of Lobosporangium transversale, 1560 nucleotides long. RefSeq lists its product as hypothetical. NCBI's taxonomy places the organism in Eukaryota, Fungi, Mortierellomycota, Mortierellomycetes, Mortierellales, Mortierellaceae. Gene Ontology annotation, molecular function: FAD binding; monooxygenase activity. The transcript has 8 exons. The record is from RefSeq and is a predicted model, not a curated record. Bases 90 to 1526 code for a protein of 478 amino acids.